Eimeria necatrix is the source of this 3705-nucleotide messenger RNA. RefSeq lists its product as hypothetical. The transcript has a single exon. The annotation marks the transcript as partial. Lineage: Eukaryota; Apicomplexa; Conoidasida; Eucoccidiorida; Eimeriidae. The record is from RefSeq and is a predicted model, not a curated record.
AUGUCAAAAAAAUUCGCCGAAAAUGAUGCGGAUUUCGCCCCGCAUCACCCUGCAGCUCGGGAGGCGCCGCGGCGGCCCACGAGCGAGGAGGACUCCUCCUACAGCUCGGCCGAAGAAGGGGAUGAUGAUGACCAGGAGGUCAUCAUAGUAUCCCCCCGGCCAUAUUGCAGCAGCAGAGGCAGCGAGAGGAAAGAAGGAGAGGCCAAUAAGGAGAUCGGCAUACCCCGCUCGCCGCAGCGCGGUGAACCGCACAGGUCAUCGUCCCCCAUAGAAACGUACGACAGGGAGCGGAGCGAAGGGUAUGCAAGCGCUCGGAGGAUGGACGACGGUCGGUUCCACAGCAUGGAAUCGAUUGAAAGUGAGCCGGCACACCAGCAGGGGCAGACGCUGGGCCAUAUUGCCGAUCCACCCCAAGGUUCGAUUCCCAAUGGACACCCAACAAGCAAUGGGAUUUCGACGCAGUGCGGAUCACCACUGAUGCCUAACAGGGACUCUAGCGAGCCACUGCAGGGCUCGAUCCCCAGCGCACACCCAGCAGGAGGAGCCAGAAUGAUCGGUGUACCCAACACUCUGCAGCUCGAUGAACCACCCAGGUCAUCGCUUCCCAUACAAACGCACAACAGGGAGCAGAGCACAGGGUAUGCAGGAACCAGGAUAACUGUCCAGGAUCGGUUUCACAGCAUGGACUCAAUUGAAAGUGAGCCGGAACAACAGCAGGGACAGUCGCUGGGCCAUAUCACCGAUCCACCCCAGGGUUCAUUUCCCAGUGAAAACCCAGCAAGCAAUGGGAUUUGGACGCAGGGAGGAUCACCACCGAUGCCUGACAGGGAUUCUAUCGAUCCACUGCAGGGCUCGAUCCCCAGCGAACACCCAGCAGGAGCGGCCAAUCAGGAGAUUGGCGUACCCCGCACGGUGCAGAUCGAUGAACCGCACAGGUCAUCGUCCCUCACACAAACGGACAAUAGGGGGCAGAGUGCAGGGUAUGCAGGAGCUAAAAUAGUGGACCAGGGCCGGUUUCACAGCACGGAAUCAAUGGAAAGUCAGCCGGAACAACAGCAGGGGCAGCCGCUGGGCGCUACGACUGACCCACCCCAGGGUCCAUUUCCCAAUGAAAUCCACGAAACAAACGGGAUUUGGACGCACGGAGGGUCACCACCGAUGCCGGAUGGGGAGAUCAUCGAUCCGCCACAGGAUCCGAUCCCCACUGAACACCCAGCGGGAGCGACCAACGAGAUCGGCGUGUCCCGCGCGCCACUGAUCAAUGAACCGCACAGGUCACCGCCCCCUAUGCUAAUAGGCGACAGGGAGCAGACUGCAGGGUAUGCAGGAUCUGGGCUGAUGGACCAGGAUCCGCUACCCAGCACGGAAGCGAUUGAAGGAGAGCCGGAACAACAGCAGGGGCAGUCGCUGGGCCCCACCACCGAUCCACCCCAGGUAUCGAUUCCCAGAGUGAACCCAGCAAGCAAUGGGAUCUCGAAGCAGGGAGGGUCACCGCCGACGCCCGACAGGGUCACCAUCGACCCACUACAGGGUUCGAGCCCCAGCGCACACCCCGCAGGAGCGGCCGGCGUACCCCACACGCCGCGGGCCGGUGACCCGCACGGGUCACCGGCCCGCAUGCAAAUGGACAACACGGAACAGAGCGCACGAUUUGCAGGACCCGAGAGGGGGGUCCAGGGUCCGAUUCCCAGUUGGGAAUCCAUCGAAAGCGAACCAGAACAACAGCAGAGGCAGUCACUGGGCAACACUACCGAUCCACCACAGGGUUCGAUUCCCAAGGAAAACCGAGCAAGCAAUGGGGCUUCGAUGCCGGGAGGGUCACCACCGACGCCUGAUGGGGCUCUCACCGUCCCAUCACAGGGUCCGAACCCCAGUGACCGCCGCGUGGGAGGGGACAACAAAGCGGUCGGCGCACGUUACAGACCGCAGGUUGAUGAACCGUACGGUUCACCGCUCCUCAUGCACACGCAAAUGGACAAUACAGAACAGAGUGCACGGGAUGCAGGGCCCAGGAUGAUGGCCCAGGGUCCGAUUCCCAGGAGGGAAUCGUCGGAAAGUGAGCUGGAACAACAGCAGGGGCAGUUGCUGGGCCCCAAUACUGAACCACACCAGGGCGGGGCUCCCACGGAAAACACAGCAUGCAGUGGGGAGCCGACGCAGGGAUGGUCAUUACCGAUGUCUGAUGGGGACUCUAUGGAUUCCUCAGAGGGUCCGAUGCCCACAGAAGACCCAGCAAGCAACGCGACUUCAACGCAGGGAUGGCCACCACUGGUGUCUGUUCCUGAGCGGCUGUCUUUAAGCGAUCUUACCAGACAGUUCGCUGCGCUAGAACGCGCAAGGGACACCAUCAGAACAGCAGAAGGGCCAGAAAGACAAAACUCGGCAGGACAAAGCCCAGCAAGCAACUCUUCAACCCCCCUGUUUGUUCUCGGCAGCAGCGGAAGCAAUACUGCAGAAAGGCGGCCAAGAGCCACCACCACUACAGCACGACCCGGCAGAAAAAAUCCCAGCAAGCAAAGCCACAACUCAGCGGAGAAAAUCCCAGGAAGCACCGCCAGAACCCCCCUGUUUACCUGCGACAACUCAGCAGAGAAAAUCCCAGCAAGCACUGCCACACCCCCGCGGUUGGUCUUCGGCAGCAGCAGCGCCGCCGCUGCUGACGCCGAUGACACACAGAGGGAUAGUGCAGCGGAAGGGCCUGAGACACACUCAGCAGAGAAAAUCCCAGCAAGCACCGCCACAACCCCGCUGUUUGUCUUCGGCAGCAGCAGCGUCGUCGCAGCUGCGGCCGACGACACCCAGGGGGAUUGUGUCGUGGCAGGGGAUCCUACUCCCGAUCAGGAAGCAACACUCGGGAGGGAGGAGGAACAGCCCACCUGCUGCCCUAACUGCGGCAGGACCUUUGCUACCAAGCGGGGGUUGGCCAACAACCUACGACGGGGCACAAACAACCCUUGCGCAAAAUUAAACGCAGAAAUUAUCAACCAACAGCAGAAUGUGCCAACGUCCUCCGAUCCCAGCACCAAAAGAAGCCGAGGACAGCGCAUAGAAGACCAUGGAGAGGGUCGGACCUCACAGGCGGCUCUGUCGAGGUCCCCAAAGAGGGAACAGCACAGGAAAGACCCACCCCUGUCCUCCCCAUACCCCCCAUGGGCUGGACCUACAUCAGCAGCAGAUCUUCCAGCACCGGAGGACAAAGAGACAACCCCGACAACUCAACAGGAUCUGCAGACGACAACAGAGCGCAACAGCCAGUCACUGCAGACCAAUAACCCACCGGAGGCGACAGCACAGCGGAAUGAGCCCAUCUCACGCCGCAAACCGCUCCGCAUCCCCCGACUCUCAGCAGAUUCCCGGGCAAGGCUACAAAAAACCCUGGAAGAGCUUGCAAAGGAGACAGCAGAGAAGGUCAGCGGAGGCACUUGGGAGGAAGCUGAAGCCGUAAUCAACGGUUUCACAGAACGACUAUAUGACGCAAUUUGGUUCGCUGACAAGGCCCCAACAGCAGCCCAAAAGGACGGGCCGAGGAAGCAGCACUCCCAGAACGGCAAACACCAAGCAACCCCAACGGCACGCGUAUCGCCAAGACUGGCCCAAGCGCAGGACAACGUCACAAAGGCGUUGCAUGCCCUCCGGGAGGAGGAAAGGGCUCAGCAGGGCAAACCAACCGACUCGAUAGAAGCCAAAAUGAAGAAGCGAGCAGAA